Scheffersomyces stipitis CBS 6054 is the source of this 1826-nucleotide messenger RNA. It is a transcript of the gene ZCF11, whose product is annotated as Zcf11p. Gene Ontology annotation, biological process: regulation of DNA-templated transcription; cellular response to starvation. The transcript has 3 exons. The coding region runs from base 54 to 1751 and encodes 565 amino acids. Gene Ontology annotation, molecular function: RNA polymerase II transcription regulatory region sequence-specific DNA binding; DNA-binding transcription factor activity, RNA polymerase II-specific; zinc ion binding. The record is from RefSeq and is a predicted model, not a curated record. Gene Ontology annotation, cellular component: nucleus. Lineage: Eukaryota; Fungi; Ascomycota; Pichiomycetes; Serinales; Debaryomycetaceae.
CCAACCAUAGACUCUGGAUCUGCUCUCAACAAAGCAACAAAUGGCCGUUGACCAUGAGUAGCGAUGAAUCAGAACGAACCGUCCUGGUGAAACAGGAGGACGACUCCCUCAGACCGAAAAGGAAAAAAACAAACAGAGCAUGCAACCAUUGUCAUAAGGCUCAUAUGACAUGUGACUCAGGAAGACCAUGUAAACGAUGCAUACAAAGAGGACUCGACAAGACAUGCGAAGAUGCCCGUAGAAAACGGAAGAAGUAUUUGGCCGAUGUGCCCAACACGGCACUAUUGCCCAAUCGGCUACAGCAGGCGGAAACAUACGAUGGAACGAACGCAUCUCCAACAGAAUCUGGUAGAUCCAUCAUGUAUCAGGCUACUACGUUUCAGCACAGUUCUACAGUACCGAUAAGUUAUACCAACAGCAUUAAUGAUGACAUUUAUUCUUUGGGAUUCUCGAAGAGCCAUAAUAGUUUUCUUCCCAGGAACCAGAAUCAGACACAACCUCUUGCACGUUCACAACUGACAUUUUCACAAAAACAACUGACACUUCCACAAACGCAUUCAAAUCUUUCACUGAGCAGAAGGACCAAUUUCUUAUCUUCGGCAGCUGAUCUCGAGUACUCGACAUUAUCGAGCAUUCUCCAGGACAACUUUAUGCAUGGAAACCAUUCAACAUCCAACGAAGGAACGCCUAAUUCAAUCACAUUAUCACCGGCUCUAUCUCCGCAUGCAUUGACGACUACCGUAUCGUCAAAUACAAACACCGGCACUGCAACCAGAAAUAUGACAACUCCUGACGACUUAAAUUAUACUAGUAAACGUAACAAACCGUAUGUAGCUGGAUCUUCGCAGACUCCAUCACCACAAGACCAGCUCAGCAAUGGUUCUAUGGAGGCUAAGGCUAGAAUAUCGAACGCCAGUGCCAGCAUAUAUGACCACCAACGGUAUCCCAAAUGUGACGAGUCUAUCAAUCAGUACUUUCUUGGGCCCACAGAGUCCGAUCAGGUACUGAUGUUUCCUGACGUAAUCACUGCUAUAGAGACAAUGAAGGCUAGUGAUCCAUCUGUUUUCUACGAGCGGAACUCGAAGCUGGCGCUUUCAUUUACAAUCGGGAUUGUACCUGACGAUAAUCACUACACAAAGAACCACGACUCUGUAGAGAACGAGUCUUUCUAUAAGGAGCCCGAGGAAAUUUAUGCCAAGGUGAAGAAACCAUUCUCCUACACUCCAGGCUACCACUCGUUAAUUGCAUAUUUGAGAAAGAGAUUUAACAAGCCCAUGUUGGUGAAGAUGGCCGAGUCGAUGGCCGCUUAUAGACCUUCCUUCAUUGCCUGUACCAAUUCAUUGAAGGAGGGAGACUUGAUUUUCAUGGAACAGUGUUUCCAGAGAACAUUGUUGACCUACGACAACUUCAUCCGGGUUAGUGGAACCCCUACCAUAGUGUGGAGAAGAACGGGAGAGAUUGCUUAUGUGGGUAAUGAGUUUUGCAUUUUGACAGGCUGGUCCAAGGAAGAACUCCUUGGUAAACAAAGAAAGUUCAUUGUUGAGUUGUUGGAUGACAAGUCUGUUCUAGAGUAUUUCCAGUUGUUUCUGAGAAUAGCAUUUGGCGAUUUCUUGGGAGCCACCAUGACCGAGUGCACCCUUCUCACGCCCAAGACUGACGUCAAAAUACGGACAGGCUGUAUGUGGACACUCAAGAGAGACGUUUUUGGCAUUCCGAUGAUGAUUGUAGGGAACUUCCUUCCAAUAUUGUAGGAUUUCCCUGUGUAUUACAUAUGUACUAUUUAGUCUAAUAUCAAGAAGACUUUGUAAGAAAGUACAAUUAUGCAA